This is a messenger RNA of Suillus paluster, 2012 nucleotides long. Its product is annotated as copper amine oxidase. Gene Ontology annotation, molecular function: copper ion binding; primary methylamine oxidase activity; quinone binding. The record is from RefSeq and is a predicted model, not a curated record. The transcript is spliced from 11 exons. NCBI's taxonomy places the organism in Eukaryota, Fungi, Basidiomycota, Agaricomycetes, Boletales, Suillaceae. Bases 135 to 1958 code for a protein of 607 amino acids. Gene Ontology annotation, biological process: amine metabolic process.
AGAUCAAUGCCGUGUCUCUGGCGAUCCGGCAUCAUACCACCGCAAAUACACCAAUCAAGGCGGUUCGCUUCAUCACUUGCACUCUUAUCCCGCCUCCGAAGAAGGUUGUGCUUGCGGCACUCGGGAUCCCUCUUAUGCCGGGCGGCAAGCCCGAAGCGCCCACCCCGAUCGUGAGGAAGGCCGAGAGUGAUUUCUUGGACGUGGUAAAUGGGGGAACAUACAAUGCCAUCUUGUCUCUCCAAGAUGGGACAUGGAAGGUUGAUACUUGCGAAUUAGUUGCAGAGGGCUCAGAACCUCAGAUUUCUCCUGAGGAGCUCGCCGACUGUGAAUACAUCGUCCGCAGAGAUCCCACAGUUCAAGCCCUCGCGAAAGAAGUUGGAGUGCUGCCUGAACAAAUCUAUGCUGACGGUUGGGCCAUCGGCUAUGAUGACCGCUUCCCGAAGAGCACUCGCUUGCAACAAGCCUUUCUCUUCGCUCGUUUAUCUGAGCAUGAGAACCUCUAUGCCCACCCCUUGGACUUUGUCGUAGUCAUCGACUCAGUCGCAGAGAAGGUCGUCCAUAUUGACUUCCCGCCGACCUACAAGAAGGCCAAGGAUGGUUCUGCAGAGCUGAGCGUCUCGACUACGGAGGCAUGCCCAUUGUCCGAAGACUCUUUCACCGAGUCCAAACGAGAGCGCCUUCCGCCCCCUCUCAAGCCUUUCGACUUCCUUCCCGAUCUCCUCCAGCAGUCAGACCCGUCUCACAAGCCUCGCGAUGAUAUCAAGCCUCUUCAUGUUCUCCAACCUGAGGGCGUGUCAUUUAAGAUGGAUGGCAAUGUGCUCGAGUGGCAGAAAUGGAAGAUGCACAUCGGAUUCAGCCAUCGGGAGGGUAUCGCAAUCUCGACAGUUACAUACAACGACGACGGCGAAAUCCGUCCUAUUCUGUAUCGUCUGUCGCUUGCAGAGAUGGUCGUUCCAUACGGCGCACCGGAAUUCCCUCAUCCUCGCAAAUUCGCAUUUGACAGUGGCGAAUACGGGAUGGGAACGAUGGCAAACGAGCUAUCUUUAGGUUGUGAUUGCCUCGGGCAGAUCCACUACCUCCCUGGCGCGUACGUCACACAUGCUGGAACCCCAUUUACUAUCAAGAAUGCGAUAUGUAUUCACGAAGAAGAUGCUGGUGUUCUUUGGAAGCACACUGACUAUCGUCCCGGUGGCCGUCAUCAGACCGUUCGCAGCAGGCGUCUUGUCGUCAGCAUGGUCUGCACGCUUGCAAACUACGAGUACAUCUGGAACUUUUAUUUCUACCAAGACGGUAACAUUGAACUUGAAAUCCGUCUUACCGGCAUUCUUCAGGUCUAUGUCGCUGGCCAAGAUGAACCUAACCCUUAUGGUACGACUGUUGCUCCGAACGUCAAUGCACACAACCACCAGCACCUGUUCUCCGUUCGGGUCGACCCGAUGCUCGACGGUCUCUACAACUCCGUCGUCGAGUCCGACAUUGUUCCUCUCAGUGCCCCUACUGGCUCAAAAGGGAACUUCGCCGGCAACGGUUUCGUUGUAAAGGACAAGGUGCUCAAGUCCCAAGUGCAAGAUGGCGCUCGCGACUUCGACUGGGCUCGUGAACGUCGCUGGCGCAUCACCAAUCCCGCGCGAACGCAUUAUUCAUCAGGCAAGCACUCAAGUUAUGCUAUCAUGAUGAAGGGAGGUGUGCUUCCACUUAUGGCGCAUACUGAUUCCUGGGUUGCUCGUCGUGCUUCGUUUGCCCACAAGACGUUGUGGGUUGUAAAAGAUAAGGAGGGUGCAGAUGGUAGCAGGAUGUGGCCUAGUGGAAAGUACGUCCCACAGACGCGUGAGGAGCCUGAGGACUCUGUUGGCAGAUGGGUCAAGGAAGGAGACGGAAGCAUCGAGAACGAGGACAUCGUGCUCUACCUGACUGUCGGCACGACUCACAUUCCUCGCCCUGAGGAUUGGCCUGUGUGAGUACCACUUACUGAAUAAAAGAGUUGGACCGCCUAACAAUUUCUUCUCGAAGAA